ACACGGCCGUGCCACCCUGGCCGUGUGAGUUGGGAUUUUCUGCUUUUAAGCAGAUUUUCAGCCACAAUUCGGGGGGAUUCGAGUUUUUGAGAGAGAGAGCGAUUCCUAGAGAGAGAAAGCGACGAAGAAGAGUCUCCAAGUGUCCUAGCUUGAUCUUCAUCACCAUUGGAGGCUUGUUUGAGCUUCGAGAAGUGCCGAUCAACGUCCAGGAGCAGGAAUCCAUCCUUCACAGUAUGAAUUCCGCAUCUGAUUCUGCUUUGGAUUUCUUCUCCAUGGAGUAGUUCUCCCAUUCAUCUGGGUAUGGAGAACCCUAGAUUUGUAUGUUAGGCUUUGAUUGUAUGAACCCAAGUACUGAUUCUAUGAUUUGAUUAUAUUUGAUUGAGGUUUGAAUGAUUGAAUGACUUGAAUCCUGAUCAAAUUCCUGUUGUUUCUGCUUUAACCUAGAAUGAGAAUAUCUGCCUAGGUUGAUAGAGCAUCCUUGAUUGAAGGUAGGGAGUUGGUGACUUUAGUCGAGGAGCCAACUCACUAUUCUGUACCGGAUUUACUCCGGUAGUGGAGGUUUUGUUCUUAGGGCCUCAAUCUGUCUACUCCGGUGGAGGUUAGUCGCCCGCUAGAGAUUCAGAUUGAGAGGGUCUGAAGACCUUUAGUCGAGACUUCAGGCUGUUUAAGAACCUUCCGUAGUAUAACUAUCAUAGAAACUGAACUUGGUAAUUACAAUCCGGCUUAACUGCAGUCUAGGGGGAACCAUAUCCGGGUGACCUCUCGUAACUUGAAUACAACCGUUUACCUGCUUUGUUAGUUUGUUAGUUAGACUUGCAUUCCCGUUUCAUUGCUAGAUAACAAGAAUUCACUGAGUAGUCAUCAAAUCUAGGACCCGGGUUGACAUAUAAACCUAACCCGCUAUACUACGCUUUAGGAAGUGGUUUCACUUGGCCAAUUCCUAGGGUGACAGUAGAAGUGAGUCAGUAACCCGGCUUCCGGUUCAUCCCGCAUCGCCAGUUCUACUUACCAAAAAUGGCCCACUUGGAGCUCUCGAUUCCAAGGCGCGGCUCAACGAAGCAGCCACGCCGUCCUACCUAUUUAAAGUUUGAGAAUGGGUCGAGGGCGUUGCACCCCCGAUGCCCGUAAUCAUUGGCUUUACUCGAUAGAACUUGGUCUGAGCUCCAGCUAUCCUGAGGGAAACUUCGGAGGGAACCAGCUACUAGACGGUUUGAUUAGUCUUUCGCCUCUAUACCCAAGUCAGACGAACGAUUUGCACGUCAGUAUCCCUGUGGGCCUCCACCAGAGUUUCCUCUGGCUUCGCAGGCAUAGUUCACCAUCUUUCGGGUCCCUACAAGCAUGCUCGCACUCGAACCCUUCUUAGAAGAUCAAGGUCGGUCGGCGGUGCUACCCCGAGGGGUUCCCGCCAGUCAGCUUCCUUGCGCCUUACGGGUUUACUCGCCCGUUGACUCGCACACAUGUCAGACUCCUUGGUCCGUGUUUCAAGACGGGCCGAAUGGGGAGCCCGCAGGCCGACGCCAGUAGCGCGCAGGUGCCGAAGCACGCUGUGACGGCGCACGCUGCAUUCCACGAUCGCGGCGGCGGCAUCUCCACGAGCGUAUCAAAGGCCCGGGUUUGGGCCGCAGCCACAAUCGCGUCGGUCCGCACCCCGAGCCGAUCGGCGGACCGGCUUUCACCGUUCCGCAUCCGACCGAGGCGCAUCGCCGGCCCCCAUCCGCUUCCCUCCCGACAAUUUCAAGCACUCUUUGACUCUCUUUUCAAAGUCCUUUUCAUCUUUCCCUCGCGGUACUUGUUCGCUAUCGGUCUCUCGCCCGUAUUUAGCCUUGGACGGAAUUUACCGCCCGAUUUGGGCUGCAUUCCCAAACAACCCGACUCGCAGACAGCGCCUCGUGGUGCGACAGGGUCCGGGCACGACGGGGCUCUCACCCUCUCUGGCGCCCCUUUCCAGGGGACUUGGGCCCGGUCCGCCGCUGAGGACGCUUCUCCAGACUACAAUUCAAGUGCCUUGGGCGCUCGAUUCUCAAGCUGGUCAUUUCCCGGUUUGCUCGCCGUUACUAAGGGAAUCCUGGUAAGUUUCUUUUCCUCCGCUUAUUGAUAUGCUUAAACUCAGCGGGUGUUCCCGCCUGACCUGGGGUCGCAUUUGAAGGUCCAUUAGUCCCUCAGGGUCCAUUGUGGUGUCAUCGACCAAGGAACACACGCAUGCGAUGAGACUCUAGUAUAAUUUCAACCACAGCUCGCAACAGCAUCCUCAGCCGACGACUUCAUUUUUGGCCAACCGCAAGGCUAAAGUGAGACCCCGGGAGGCGAACAUCCGCUCCCAUCCCCGAGAGCACUCUGGCCGAGCUGGCCGAGAGCACUUGACAGCACUGGCCGAGAGCACUCUGGCCGAGCUGGCCGAGAAAACUCGGCAGCAGCUGGCCGAGAGCACUCUGGCCGAGCUGGCCGAGAGCACUCUGGCCGAGCUGGCCGAGAGCACUCGAUAGCACUGGCCGAGAGUACUCUGGCCGAGCUGGCCGAGAGCACUCGACAGUGCUGGCCGAGAGCACUCGACAGCGCUGGCCGAGAGCACUCUGGCCGAGCUGGCCGAGAGCACUCGACAGCACUGGCCGAGAGCACUCUGGCCGAGCUGGCCGAGAGCACUCGACAGCACUGGCCGAGAGCACUCUGGCCGAGCUGGCCGAGAGCAGUCGACAGCACUGGCCGAGAGCAGUCGACAGCACUGGCCGAGAGCACUCGACAGCACUAGCCGAGAGCACUCUGGCCGAGCUGACCGAGAGCACUCGACAGCGCUGGCCGAGAAAACUCGACAGCAGCUGGCCGAGUGCACUCGGCAGCGCUGGCCGAGAAGUGCACUCGGCAAAGCUGGCCGAGGACUCUCGACCGCCUGUGCGAGAUCUCUCGGCCACCUACAGAGGCUGGCCGAAAUUUCUCGCCUGGGGUGGCCGAGUGCACUCGGCAGGGCUGGCCGAGAGCACUUGGCUGCCUGGCCGAGAGCACUUGUCGGGGCUGAAAUAUCGAUUUUUUCGGUUUUUUCCCACGCUUAAUCCCACAUUUUUUCGCACUGCCGACAUUUCCUGACUCCCCUCGGCCCUCCAAUGACAAUCCUAGCACCCCCCCCCCCCACGUCAUUGGCCUCGGACGCCCAUGGGCCACAGGGGGGCAGACAGGCACCACCCCCCUAUAGUGCUCUUAAGGUUUUCUGCACACUGUCAAAGGUUGACAUGCCAAUGUCCGAGGAGUCACACCCCCAUAAAAUCUUCAAUUUAAGGAAUUUUGAUACCAAAUUUUGCAUGGACGUUAAGGACAGUAAUUCUAGGUCUCCCACCAAGUUUCACGAAUUUUUUAUGUGUAGAUUAUUUUCUACAAUUUUUUUAUUGUCGAAACUUUAAAAAUUCAUAAACCAUAAACCACAAC
Messenger RNA from Linum trigynum, 3414 nucleotides. The record is from the annotation of a GenBank genome assembly. NCBI's taxonomy places the organism in Eukaryota, Viridiplantae, Streptophyta, Magnoliopsida, Malpighiales, Linaceae.